ACACGUUUGGCACGAGGGGGGGGUGUCCGACCCUGCUCGGCACAGGCAGGAGGUCGUCUCCUCGUCCUCCCCGUGCGUCUGUCGCGCCCUACGCACUCCGCGGCGCUUGCCCAUCUAGAUGCUCAGAGGGGGCUGGCGGACUGUCCGACGUCAUCCAGCCUUACGGGUGGAGCUCUGACACGCUGCUUCUCUUCAACGCGGCUGCCGGCGAGUGGCGCACGUACCACACGAAAAACCUGGAGCCGCCGGGUAAGCUGCGGAACGCGCGCGUCCGCUGGUUCCACCCCGACGGCAGCAAGUUCAAGCUGAUCCCGAGCAUCAGGAUGCUGGUGGAGGUCCACCGGCGGAUCCUGGACGAGGAGGAGGACGAGCUGAAGCAGCGGCUCGGCCAGUUUGCCGAGGGCUACGCCAGGCGCUGGUGGGCGAAGGAGGUCGGCGGCAUGGGCGGACUCGAGGGGCGGGAGGUCUCCCCGCGCGCCCUGGAGCUCUAGCCGGCCGCCGCGCCCUCCUGCGCCGAGAGGAGGCGGCGGAGGAGCCGACGGUGGAGCUGGGCGGAGGAGGCGCCCGCCCGAGCGCGGGCGGGCGCACGGCCCGCGGCCGCGCCGCGGGCGGGCGCUCGAGCCCCCCCGCCGCCCCGC
Molecule: messenger RNA, 638 nt
Organism: Prorocentrum cordatum
Lineage: Eukaryota; Dinophyceae; Prorocentrales; Prorocentraceae
Source: the annotation of a GenBank genome assembly